Messenger RNA from Lolium rigidum, 2125 nucleotides. RefSeq names its product acetate--CoA ligase CCL3-like. The transcript is spliced from 3 exons. Bases 58 to 1800 code for a protein of 580 amino acids. Lineage: Eukaryota; Viridiplantae; Streptophyta; Magnoliopsida; Poales; Poaceae. The record is from RefSeq and is a predicted model, not a curated record.
CGCUUUCGACAAGCUCCUGUUUCGUCGUCUUCGUUCGUCUGCCCAGGAGAGAGGAGGAUGGGCUCGGAGGGGCCGGGGCGCGGGUUCGGAUCCGGGGCGGAGGCGGAGCGGGACAUCGACGAUCUGCCGCGGAACGACGCCAACUUCACGGCGCUCACGCCGCUCUGGUUCCUCGAGCGGGCCGCCCUGGCCCAGCCGGACAGGGCGUCGCUCCUGCACGGCCCGGUGCGGUACACCUGGGCCGACACCUACCGCCGGUGCCGCCGCCUCGCCUCCGCGCUGGCGCGCCGGUCCGUCGGCCACGGCAGCACGGUUGCCGUGAUAGCUCCAAAUGUUCCGGCAGUGUACGAAGCCCACUUUGGUGUUCCAAUGUCCGGGGCCGUGGUGAACUGUGUCAACAUCCGGUUAAAUGCCGAGACAAUCGCGUUCCUUCUCGACCAUUCCGUGGCAGAAGUUGUGAUGGUGGACCAAGAAUUCUUCACCCUGGCUCAAGAAUCCCUGAAGAUAGUAGCAGAGAAGAAGAAACAGAAUUUUAGACCUCCAAUACUUAUUGUUAUCGGAGAUCCAACUUGCGAUCCAAAGUCUCUGAAAUAUGCUCUAGGACAAGGGGCCACUGAGUACGAGGAGUUCCUGAAAACUGGUGACCCAGAAUUCAAUUGGAAGACGCCGAAGGAUGAAUGGCAGAGCAUCGCCUUGGGGUACACUUCUGGGACUACUUCAAGCCCAAAAGGUGUGGUGCUGCACCACCGUGGCGCCUAUCUCAUGGCGCUCAGUGUUGCUAUGGUGUGGGGAAUGCCUGAAGGGGCUGUUUACCUGUGGACUCUGCCCAUGUUCCAUUGCAAUGGUUGGUGUUACACUUGGGCAUUGGCUGCCUUCUGUGGAACCAGCAUAUGUCUUCGCCAGGUGAGCACAAAAGCUAUAUACACUGGCAUUAUAAAACAGGGUGUGACACAUUUCUGCUGUGCACCUGUUGUCAUGAACAACCUCAUCAACGCUCCUGCAAGUGAAACCUUCCUGCCACUCCCCCGUGUGGUCAAUGUCAUGCUGGCAGGAGCUGCACCGACACCAUCCCUUCUUUCCGCCCUGUCUAUCCGAGGUUUUCGUGUCACACACACUUACGGUCUGUCAGAAACCUAUGGCCCAUCGACAGUGUGCGCAUGGAAGCCUGAGUGGGACAAUCUCCCACUGGAGGAGCGUUCCCGUCUGCAUUGCAGGCAAGGCAUCAGGUACACUGCACUGGAAGGCCUCGACGUAGUUGAUCCAAAAACCAUGGCUCCUGUCCCUGCUGAUGGCAAGUCCUACGGGGAGAUCGUGAUGAGGGGCAACGCCGUCAUGAAGGGCUACCUGAAGAACCCCAAGGCCAAUGCUGAGGCGUUCGCGCAUGGUUGGUACCACUCCGGUGACCUUGGUGUGAAGCACCCCGAUGGGUACAUCGAAGUCAAGGACCGGAUGAAGGACAUCAUCAUCUCCGGCGGGGAGAACAUCAGCACCCUGGAGGUCGAGAAGGUGGUGUACAUGCACCCGGCUGUCCUCGAGGCCUCUGUGGUUGCCAGGGCUGACGAGCGCUGGGGGGAGUCGCCGUGCGCAUUCGUUACAUUGAAGGAAGGUUCUAACACCUCAGACGAGGCUGCGUUGGCGAGCGACAUCAUGAAGUUCUGCCGGGAGAGGAUGCCAGGCUACUGGGUGCCAAAGUCGGUGAUCUUUGGGCCAUUGCCAAAGACAGCAACGGGAAAGAUCAAGAAGCACGAGCUGAGGGCAAAGGCCAAGGAGCUUGGCCCUGUGAAGAAGAGCAGGAUGUGAGCUCUGUUGCUGAGAUGCACAUAUGUACAGAGGACAAGUGGUCGCUAGCGCCAUCGUCAAUAAGGGUUAUGCUUGGAGAUAAUUCCCAUCUGAACACUUGCAUGCAUAAUUAAGUUGUUCCGUUAGGAAAUCAACGGCUCGUUUUCGUUCAAGAAUGGAAAAGAAAAGAGAAAAGUAGAACAAGAGGCCUUGUUUCGAUGCUUUGCUGUGCUGGUUUUACUCUUCAGAUAAAUAUCCCAUGGCUUACGCUGUGUAGCCUCUUUUGUUUGUGAUCUGCAGCAACUGGAAGCAGUAAUAGUACGCCUAGAUGAGCAUAGUGUUCUGU